CACCUGUUGCGGUGACUCCUCUUCUCCAGUAACUUCUCCACCCAGCGACCUGCUGCACCUGGAGCACCUUCACCUGGGAAGCUUCUGGAAAGUCCGCCAGUGUCGUGCCCGCCGUGAGGAGGAGGACAAGGAGCAGAUGGAUAAACUAAAGAAGGUGCUGAGCGGACAGGACGACGGGAGCCCGGACGGGGGAGGCAUCCUGGAGAGAGCCAAUCAGGCGUCGACGCUGGCCUGGGGGACGAGGAUGAAGGGCUUCAUCAUCUGCUUCGUUCUGGGCAUCGUCUGCUCCAUCCUGGGUACCUGUAUGCUGUGGAUUCCAGGUAUCGGUCUCGCUGUGUUCGCUGUCUUCUACAGUGUGGGAAACAUCUGCGCUCUGGCCAGCACCAUGUUCCUGAUUGGUCCGUGUCGGCAGCUGAUGACCAUGUGUGCUAAAGAGCGAGCGCUCGCCACCGCCAUCAUGCUGGUGUGUCUGGUGCUGACGCUGUGUGCUGCCUUCUGGUGGAAGAAUAACGGCCUCGCUCUGCUGUUCUGUGUCCUUCAGUUUCUGGCGUUCACCUGGUACGGCCUGUCAUACAUCCCCUUUGCCAGGGACGCCGUCAUCAAAUUAUUCUCAAUGUGCGUCUAAACGUCUCUGUCCAACCAAUCAGGACGCACUGAGGUGUGUAUCCGAUGUCCAAUCAGCAGCAGCUUCUCCUGGGGAACUCUUGAACUGAUCAAGGCCUUAAACAUUUCUGCUGGUUUCUGUGGAGACCAGUUAACACUACCUGUACAGUCUGUGUUGUCGUAGCCGCUGUUAGCUGUUAGCUGUUAGCUGUUAGCGUGUCCACCUACCCGACCUUCAAGUACGGACUCUUAAUUUUUAUAUUUUAAAGCAGCUACUCUGGUCGUUUUCUGAGUCAAGAACAAACGACAGCCUUUCUUUAACCGUUUCUAUCUAAAAUAAUCUGAAGAUGAAAAGAAAAAUGCCUUUUUAAUCAGUUUAUGUCACAUAUUGGUAUUUUUAUAUCGAAGCUCAGACUUCACCUCUUCUUCUUCUCCUUCUUCUUCUUCUUCUUCUUCUUCUCCUCCUUCCUCUUCCAAUCGGUCAUGUACUGCGUCCGUCCGCUACAUUUAAAAUCAUGAAAAUCCUUCACUUGUACCAUUUUGUCCAUUCUGGGCUACUGUAGAAACAUGGCAGUGCAACAUGGCGGCCUCAGGUGACGGGGACCUGCUCCCUGUGUAGACAUGACCGUCUCAUUGUGAGGUCAUGAAAACACAACGACUCUUAUCUUCAGGUGAUUAAACACUAAUUAAUUCUGAAUAUUAUCUUCCAUCUCUGCCCCGUCUCACACACUGGACGUGUCUUCAAGUACAUAUUUAGUAAAACUUUAUAACUUUUGUCAUAUCGCUAAAUAAAUACAAAAUAAAAUGUUUUUAUAAACUGUUUAUUAGCAGCAGUUCAUCAUAUGUUGUAACUGUUAAGAGUUCUGUUACAACAUUAUUCACCUCGUCGUUUAUUAAUCUUUGAUGGUUGUUAUAACCAUCAGAAUGUUAUUUUAACAAAAUAACUUUAAACAUUUCAGUCAGAAUUGACCAUAUUUGUUUCUUUUCUCCUGUCAGUUUUUUAACAAUUGUCAGUCAAAAUGCAGAGAAAUGCACAGAUUUAUUUUCAGGUGGUCAAAACGUUCAGUAUGAUCCAUUAUCAUGUUUCAUCAUGGAUUAUUUCAAAAUAAUCAGUCAGCUGUGAACUUUGUGGAAAUAUAGAAUACGAGUGAACGUCUGGAACCAAAAGGAGCAAUAAGACGAAAUCAAUAUUUAAUUAGUUUACGAGAAGCUUAAAAAAAAAAAAAAAAGUUUGUUACAACGUUACGUUUUGUGUUUCUGUCUGAAAAUACCUGUUUUGGUAUGAAGAAGCCGGUUUGGACUCGACAGAACCGGCUGCAGCGUCGUGACGUCUGGAGCUCUGUAACAUAUCGAUAUGAGCAUGUUGUGAUUGACCGUAGAACUACUUUUAGAACUGUAUGAGGGUCCGAGCUCGCCCUUGUUCUCACCGCCCGGUCCAAAUGAUGUCAGCAGAACCAUUUCACUGAGCUGCACUCAGAGUUAAAACAUUUCCUGUGAGCUGCUCUCACUGUGUCCACGCCGUUUUAAUAAAUCUGUUCUGUGCUGAAGAACCGACCCGUUUCCUCCGCCUGUCCGGACUCGUGUUCUGAUGUCUGUAAGCUGUACUGGUUCUCGUCGGUCCACGUCUGAGUGUGUUGUCUGAUGUUUACCUUCCUCCCUCGUCGUCUUCACACCUGUUAAGUCUGUAAAUCUCUGUAAUCUCCACCCGCCGCUGCCUGCUGAUUAAAACACACACACACAGUCAAACACACACUUCAGCACACAGUCCGGGUGUCGUGUGUCGGACCUGUCAGAUGUUCUGGAUCUGACCUAUUCUCCAUUACAUGCUGAUCUGAACAGCUGAUGGUGUUUUUCUUCAGCACCGUCACAUGACAUUUAAACCUCCAGCAGGACCAUUUAUCACUUAUUCUCCCCGGGUGCGGUCGCUCGUUCAGACGGGUUUAACGGCGCCACAAAGGUUUCAUACGUCCGCAUGUUCUCCACCCAGGCGACGUUCUCGUCUCGUAUCCUCGUCCACAAAGAUGUUUUCUUUUAUGAGACAAAACUCCUCCAAAUCAUUUCAAAGUGUCUGAAAUCACAGAGCGUGUGUCAGCGUCAAACAUCAGAGCUCAGAUCCUUCAUCCUUCUUCUUCACACCAGCCGACGCUCACUGAACAUCCAGCGUCCUCGUCCACGACGACACAUGAAGCUCUGCUGAGUUUUCUCAGGAUGUUUUCAGAUAAACAUCUGAGGGAAGUUUAAAGCUUUGAGUUUCUUUUCUAAAUGAAAAGAUUUCCCUCCUGAAGAACAUCUCUGAAAGCUCAGGUGUCGUUCUGCACAGACAGAUUUGUCUUUUUUCACAUUCUUUAUGUUCAGAGUUCAUUUUUUACAAUUUUCUAAAGCAAACUGCAGCUGUGAUGUCACAUUUUGACUUAACUGUAGUGUUUUAUUGUCGUGUUCUCUCCCUGUCUGAAUUUAUUCUCUUUUGAGACGUCUUCAAAAAAUGUUUUUUGCACCAAAAUGUGAGUUCAGUGUUUGUAUUUCUCUACUUUGUGGUUUCUAACAAUGUAUCACCUCCAAAGAAAAAAAUUAAAAUGUUUCUUGUAAUGAA
Molecule: messenger RNA, 3193 nt
Organism: Acanthopagrus latus (yellowfin seabream)
Lineage: Eukaryota; Metazoa; Chordata; Actinopteri; Spariformes; Sparidae
Product: vesicle transport protein SFT2B-like
Exons: 8
Coding region: 137-625 (162 amino acids)
Biological process (GO): vesicle-mediated transport
Cellular component (GO): membrane
Source: RefSeq, a predicted model, not a curated record